CAAAAUCUACUGUGAAUUGGCAAAAUUUCUGAAUGUGAAAAUGGCCGCCAAAUCAGUGGGGAAAACGACUUUUGCUAGACUAUAAUAUUUAAAUUUUGUUGUUUUUAAAUUAGUCGGGCAUAGUUAAAUAUGUAAGCCAAGGUAUAGAUACACUUUGUGAGCUAUCAGAAUAAAAAUAUUCAAAAUAGAGGCAUGGCAGGCCGUUUAACUGACGCCAGAAGCACGUUGGAUGAUUUGCUCAAACAGCUUGCAGAAAAACAAGAAGCGUUAAGGUAUUUUUAUAUUGAACAUUUUUUAUCAUUUUGGUCUACCACCAAAUAUGAUUUCCUUAACUUCAAUAAUUCAUUUGUUUUGAUUUUAGUCCACCUUUAAAUGAGGAUGUAAAAGAAACAGACAGGUGUGACAAAUGCAUAUUUUAUAUAUUAAUAAAUGAUCGAACCAAUGAUUGGCAAUCAUUUGAAUAUGUAAUUUGCUGCCCCGUAAGGGUCCAGAAAAGAGUUUUGGAGACAUGGGAUAAAGCCUCUUUUCCAUCCAUCACAGCAGUCAACUCACAAGCUUGCUGCGAGCCAGUGUGGAAAGUUUGUAUCACGCAGCGGAUAUCUCUGGCGAGCAAUUUUAAUGCUUUCUAUAUAUUUACUAUUAAAUUUUUGAAAUCUCCGGUGCGCAAUGUCAAAAUCCAAAUUUUCCAGUCAGGGCUGCGAGUGCUUUCAAUAGAGGUGCACCGGAUUUCAAAUCCGGCCGGAUUUAACGAAUUUUCCGGCAUGCGGUAUUCGGCCGGAUUUGGAGAAAGUAUGGCCGGAUUUUAAAUUUCUGUUUUCACCUUAAAAAUUCACCAAGAAUGGGAUAAACCAUCCAUUUGGCAGCUUUAGAGUUUAAAAAACACUUAUAUUAUUAUAAAAUAUUAAGUUAUUAACAAAAAUAUUUAAAAAAGGUUUAAACACAAUCAAAAAUCUAAACUGACCCUAACUAAAAUAGUAAAAAACAUAAACCGCCAUUUUGAAUACUGAUUUAUCCACAAUUGUCCCCAUUACCGGUUUAUUUUAAAUCCAGCCGGAAUUCCGGCUGGAAUUUUUGUCCAAAUCCGGUAAAUCCGGUUCCGGCCGGAUUUGAAAAUUCCAAAUCCGGUGCACCCCUAGCUUUCAACCAAUCACAAUGCUCGACAGUUUAUUUUAAUUAGAUGCAAAUACUGGCAAUGAGCUUGCAAGUUGGUUUUUAAGACGAGUGGAAAAGAGCCUCAAUAAGUAUAGGAUAGACAAUGAUCACAUGUGUUCAAUGGGAGAUAUAACUAAUCAUCGUCUAUCCGACUUACAACAUGAUCAUAUCCAUGAAGAAUUAUUAUAAUUGUUUUUUAUUGAUCAGUACUUGCAGUGAGUGUAUUGAACUGACUAGUAUGCUCUAUAAAUAGUUGAAAGUUAUGGGUUGGUUCAAAGUCUAGCAGAAAUGGCUGAGGUUGACAAAUAAACAAUGUGUGUUUGCUUUAAUAAGUACUGUCUUCUACCUGGUGAAACAAUAGCAGCCAUUUAGGGAUUAUGGUCACUCCUUUCACUUCAACAGCAUAAUGGUGUUAUGAAAUUAGAAUGUUACGCCAACGACCGAGCAGCUGGAAACCUUUAUGAUAGCACAGGGAAUAUGAUGAAAGAUCACCUUUUGAAAGACUUAGUCAAUGCCAAAUGAUAUUAGUCGUAUUACUCACUUCUUACAGAUGGUUGCACGGAUGCUGGGGUUGCUGGACAAGAACUUGUAUAUGUCCUUUUUCUGCACAAAAGAAGCUGUGCUGAAGGAAAAAUACAGGAAUUCCCUAUUCAAUCCUGAUAAAUUAAAAACUGUAACUAAUCACAGAUUGAUACCUCCAGAGUGAUGCUUUGCUUUAGUACCACUGGGAAUAACUAAAUAUCUAGAAAGCAAAUCCACACUGUUGUUAUUAAAACUUGAAUCAUACGGUAUUUCUGGUUCCACCCUUUCCUGGUUCCGUAGUUAUUUAUCAGUGAGACAACAAAGAAUAGUCAUCGACAGACAGUCUUCUGACUGGCUUCAUGUUACAUCAGGUGUACCUCAGGAGUCUAUCCUUGGGCCCCUUCUCUUUCUGGUAUACAUAAAUGAUCUAUCAGUGAAUACUGAACAUAAUUCACCAAUCACACCCUAUUCAUCUGCCAAAUGACAGUUAUUGUCUUCAAAAAGAAAUUGAUUGUCUCCACCAUUGGAGCGAAAACUGGGUGAUGUCAUACAAUGUAAACAAAUACAAAGUUGUACAUUUUUCAAGGAAGAAAUUGGUGUUUCACCAAACACCCAGAUACUAUAGCUUGGCAGGUAAUCAGUUACAAAGUGUCCAAAAUAUAUUGGAUCUUGGAAUUACUGUUACUAAGUAAACAAUCUUUCAUGGUCUACACACAUUGAAAACAUUGUCUCUAAAGCAAAUAGGACUCUUGGGCUUGUUAAAAGGUUGUGUAAGGACAUCAAACGACCUCAGCACCAGGAAACUCCUUUAUUGUACAAUUGUUAGACCAAAGUGUGAGAACUGUAGUGGCCUAUAUGGUCUCCUUAUACAAUUAAACAUUGUUUACUUGUUGAAAAUGUGCAGCGAAGAGCUACACAUAUUACCUUAAACUAUCCCAAAGACAUGCCCUGCUACCUUUAGAAUUCAGAAAAGAGAUUUCAGAAUGUAGUUUUUCUUAAUGUUGUUUUUCAAGUCAAGAAAUAAACUUAUAUCAUUUGAUGUAAACAAGUAUAAAACACUUUUGUCUCCCGCUAUCAGACCCGUAACUAUGAUCCUAACAAUUAUAAUUUGAUCAUAAACACAAACAAGAUUAUUUUAGGAAGUCUUUCUUUAAUAGAACACUGUUCUACUGAACAUUGGAAUAGCUUAGUUACCUUCCAAUUUGAAGGCUUGUGAUUCAUUUGCUUUAUUUAAAACCAAACUAAUUUAUACAUUGCAAAAUUGGAUUCCUAUAGUCUACCUAGUUAAUAUAGUCUUACAGUACAUGUAUAAUUUUUAUUGUAUUGUUGUAAGGGGUAGGAUGGCAAUUGGGACACCAGCCCUGUAUCCAACCCCUACCAGUUAGAGUCUUUUGUAAUUUGUAAUAUUUGUGUGUAUGCAUAGUAUGUACGUUAUUGGCAAAUUUAAUAAAUUCAAAUUCAAAAAAAUAUUACAAUGUAAAAACUGAACUCUUACCAUUAUUGGUUAUUAUAGAUUUCUCAUAUGGUAAAUUCGUAAAAACCAUUAUGUUAAUUACUUUAUAAAUGGUAUUUUCCUGGUUGUUAAAUAUUAAACAUCAUGGUUUUUACUAGGGAUGAGCCGAUUAAUCGGUAAAUAAUCGGCAAAGCCGAUUAAUCGGCCGUUUUCUAAAUAAUCGGUAAUCGGCCGAUUAUUGCCUGAUAAUCGGCCAUAAGACUUUUUCUGCAGCUGCCAAUCACAUGCUAAAAUACUGAAUACAAGCGAAUAGAUUUUCACAUUUUGUUGCAAAACCUGUGUCUUUUGUCUCAAGUGUAAUCCACCCGUUGAAGACUGCAGACUGGCAGUCGAAAGCUCGUAAUAAUAAAUAUUUAAAAACCAGAGAACGUCUAAAAACUUAUUAUAAACUUUGACUAUUGACAUGCGAGACUGAAGCUGUUUUUAAUUGUACAAAGUGUGUAUUGUAACAAUAAAACCGCAUUUACAACUUCAUUGUUGGUCAUCUUGUGAUUUUUCGCUUGCUUUUUAAAAUAAUCGGUGGGUACCGAUUAAUCGGCCGAUUAGUUACAAUAAUCGGCUUAUAAAUAAUCGGCCUCAGUAAUCGGCAAUUUUCCUUAUCGGCUCAUCCCUAGUUUUUACUAAUUUACCAUAUGGGAAAUCUAUAAUAACCAAUAAUGCUAAGAAAGAAUUCAGUUUUUACAUUCAAAAAUGGAAAUUUAAUAAAAAAACUUUGUACCAAUUUAAAUAACAAAUAUAUAACAAUCAUGUUUCGCUCGCUACUCUGGUUUAAAUAAAUGAUUACAAAGCCCAGUCGAAUUGUAAUCAAGACCCAACGUUUCGACACUCCAGUCUAGUGUCUUCAUCAGGGGUGAUCUGAAACUGCGAUCGUGGCUUCUUAAAUACCCAAGGGAUGACGUCACCUGCCAAGAAGAUGCAUAUAUUCUUCUGGCAAAUAGGCGCCGUCAUCCCUAUUGCCAGAAGAAUAUAUGCAUCUUCUUGGCAGGUGACGUCAUCCCUUGGGUAUUUAAGAAGCCACGAUCGCAGUUUCAGAUCACCCCUGAUGAAGACACUAGACUGGAGUGUCGAAACGUUGGGUCUUGAUUACAAUUCGACUGGGCUUUGUGAUCAUUUAUAACAUUUAUUUAAACCAGAGUAGCGAGCGAAACAUGAUUGAUAUACCUGGUUGCAGUGAACGAACAAACUUUAUAAAUAUAUAACAAUUUAUUUUUAAUAAAAAAAUUUCCAGUGAAUAGGAUGUAUGUUAGCCUGCACAUAGUACAUUGUAGUAUAUUAGCAGUACUUAUACUGUAAGAUAAAAUGCACAAGUCUUUCAAUGGAGGAAAUUGGGAAGAAUUUGAGAAUUUCUCAGUGUGUAAUGUUAUGCACCAAUGUGCACGAUAUUCAAAGAUGUACAAUAUGUUAAAGCGUUCUUCAAUGGCGUUAAUAAAAGCAAUGGCAGCUGAAGUGAGACAUGAAAUAGAAGAGCAGAUAGAGAGAGCUGGUGUGUUGAAUGCUUUUUGAUAAAUACAAAGAGACCGGGCAUGAAGUGCUCAUGUCGAUCUGCGUCAUGUUUGUAAACUGAUGACGUCCGGAGUGGUCCACGGAGGGGUCCUGAAGGAAAUAGAUGUUCAGACGGUCGUGACUGAGAGAGUUUUGCGCCAACAACUGGGUUCGUUCGCAACUUAUUUCGCGUUUGGAACUGAGACUGACGGGCCUGCGUAUCUGUUUAUGGAGUUGUUGCUGCUACGCUUAUGACAAAUUAUUCUUGGUUGUCUUUUGUUCAUUAUGCUAUACGCAUCCCUUGAUUUCCAUGUAAAUAUGGCAAGAUAUUUUCAUACAGUAAAGCCAGCCAACAAUGUUAUAAAUGGCGUCAACUCAAGUCUUCCCACAAUUUUUCUACUUCACCAGUCACAAGAAAGAAAUUGGAAGCCACUGGGUUUGUCCAUGCAAAACAAUUACAGAAGGUUUCAGCACAAUGGGAGAGGAUACCGAGUCACCCUUCUGAUCCUGCAAAAGAUUUCCAUCAUAUCUUUUGAGAUUCUCUCUGGCAAGUUUCUUAUCAUCUCUUCUCGCACUCUGAAGCAAGCUUCAUAAGUUUCUGUCAAUUUUGAGUGGAUUAAUUACGCUAAUGCAAAAGAAUUAUUGUUUGAGUGGGUUAUAUAUGAAGACAUUUUAGUCACGAAAAAAGUCUGUUCAACUGUGGGAAAGCGGUUGACUAUGAAGAUUCAUUUUCAAUGAAAAUUCAUUGUCACGAGAAAUACCGCAAUGCCAGUGCUAGACUUGCAACAGUCCGCUGGACUAUGAAUGUGUAGAAUAGUAUGAACUUGACUGAUAAAUAAAAAAUUCAGAGUUUUACCAGUUGAGAAGUUGAUAGAGUUUUAAUUUAGAUUCUUUGAUGCUCUUAUAGAUCAAGAUUGUAGUCUUUAGCAUCUGCACUAUGGCAGUUGCAUACUUGCAUAUUACUAUAACGAUUAAUGAUUAGAAUUAAAUGGCCUUCUACGUUCGUUUACAAACACUGCAUGUGAAAUUCGGUAUCAGGCUUUUUGUGGUUGAAUAAGAUCUGAUUAAAGAUAUCUUGAAAUCACGAAAUAUCGUGAACAGUGUCCGCCACUAGUCAAAGUUUUUAUAGCAGCCAUUGUUCCUUGGGCAUUAACACAAGAUUGGUUCCUUCAGAAACGGUGGAUUGUCCCAUUCCAGAGGUCCCAUUUGUGAGAGUGCAUGCUAAAAUAAGAUGAAAUAUUAAAACAUCAAAAUGAAUGAAUGUGAACCUUAAUUUCUCAUCCUUUGAAUAAUAUACAGCCUUGGUAAAUGGAGUCUAAGUUAUUCAACUGUAAAUAAUAUUUCUACGGUUACUAUAGAUCAACAGCUGGCUCUCAGCCGUCAACUCCACGUAAAAGGUAUAAUUCUAUAUAAUGUAUGCUGUUUUAAUGUCGAAACCUAUUGUCAUAAUAUUUUUCCAGUAAAUUCAUGUUGUUUUUUGUUUCUUUCUCACAUCUGAACGUUUGGUACAACUACAGAACGUCAUCAGGUAACUGAUUACAUUUUUUCUUACAGUGGCUAGACAACCACCUAGAACAAUGUUUUAGCAAUGUAUUGACUGUGACAUACAUUGUUACAAAAUACUGUAUCACCCAUCUUAAUUCGAUUUACAUAUAUUUUCACAUAUUUUGAAAAAAAAAUUCGUGUAAAUUCUAUACAUGUCCUUUGUAAAUUACUGUCGUUCCAAUUGAAGUGUUGCUAAAAUAUUGAUUCAAUACAUUACCUCGGGCUGACCAAUUCAUUUGAUCAAGUUCCUCGAGAUAUUCAUACACUUCCUGUGAAAGAGCCAAUUCCAAGUAUUUGAUCAUUUCUGGUCACUUCCUUUCUAUUUAUGAUUGGUUAGUUGCACAAACAACAAAGGUGAUUGGUGCAUUCAAACUAUUCAACAGGAAGUUUACAAUUAUACUAGGAAGUUUAUGAAUAUCUCGAGGAACUUGAUCAAAUGAAUUGGUCAGCCCGAAAUAAUGUAUUGAAUCAAUAUUUGAGCAACACUUCAAUUGGAACGACAGUAAUUUAUAUGUUAAAUGUGUCCAUAUUCCAGGAAACAGAACACCAAGGAAGAGGAUAAAAAGAGAGAAUCCGCCACAAGACACUGGUAUAUAAGCAUUAUUUUUGUUAUACUGCGGCCAGUUGUUCGAAAAAAAUGCCAGCACUGGAAAGUCCUUGAAAAUCAGUAGAAGUCCUUGAAAGUCCUGGAAUUAAUUUCCUUAACCUCCAGCUGUGCCAACAUUAGUGAUUUUGAUUAAAAUUACUGAAGUGAUUUGUUUACGGCAAAUCCGUGCCAUUUUCAAAGAUUUUUCCCAGUUUUAGCUCCUUGAGUUUACUGAAAAAGGGCUUUGAAAGUCCUGGAAAAGUCCUUGAAUUUCACCUUCACCAAAGGGUGUACAACCUGUAAAAUUGAAAGCAAACUUCCCAACAGCUUGUUGAUCAAUUUGGAAAUAGUUCUUCAGAGAUAAGGUCUGGAUCAAAAGGCGUUUACUUCUCUGAAGUUUUGCAAUAAACAGACGUGCAGAAAUACACAAACCAAAACAGCGGGUUAAAUCUUAACCCAGUGUUAGAGCUAUAACAACCGGACCUAAUAUAGUAUUAGAAUUAACUCAACUUGAUAUAUUUUGAUAUAAUAUAACUUAUACCAAAUGUAAUUUAUUAGAUUGCAUGCACUUGGUAAACGGCAGAAUGUUUAGAUUGGUUGAAUUUUCAUUAUAAUAUGUAUAGACCCAUUGCACUGACGUCACAAGUCCUUAGAUGCAUCGUCCUCCAGAUGCAUCGUCCUCCAGAUGCAUCGUCCUCCAGAUGCAUCGUCACCGGCGCUGUGACGCCAUGUACAAUGGGUCUAUAUAUCCUGAGAAGUCAAAAUUUAAGUCGUCAAUUUCAUCGUUUGUGGAUACGGGAUAGCUAUGAUAACUUUGUUGAAGUAACUUUUAUGUCGAUUUACUCUCGUGUUUUUUUAAGUUAUUUUAAAAUUUGGCAAUCAAUUUUUUCUCUUUUCAUUACAGACAAUCAGGUGGCUUUACCAACCCAAAGUAUGUUCACCUUAUAAUUGUAAAUUUUAUGAUUUAUCUGAAAUCAACUGCAUGAAUUAACGCUCGUCUUUUUCUUUUUUUCAAUAUUGAUUCGUUCUGAUGAUGACAUCACAGCAACGUAUGUAUACAAAACUUUUACUAUUUAUACACAUGCACGCAUGCAAAACCGUGUCCAUGGCUUCUUUUGCAAAACCAUGUCCAUGGCUUCUUUUCCAAAACCAUGUCCGUGGCUUCUUUUCCAAAACCGUGUCCAUGGCUUCUUUUGCAAAACCAUGUCCAUGGCUUCUUUUCCAAAACCAUGUCCGUGGCUUCUUUUGCAAAACCGUGUCCAUGGCUUCUUUUGCAAAACCAUGUCCAUGGCUUCUUUUCCAAAACCGUGUCCAUGGCUUCUUUUGCAAAACCGUGUCCAUGGCUUCUUUUCCAAAACCGUGUCCAUGGCUUCUUUUGCAAAACCGUGUCCGUGGUUUCUUUUCUGCCGAAAAAACGUGUCAUGCUUUUGUAAUGUCGUGAACAUUGACAUCUUGGGAUAUGGCGACGUCUGAUUGGUCCGUGAGAAAUUACGCUGAGAUUAGCUAAUUAUAAUAGUUUGACAGCUUAACAGCAAAAGGCGUAGGAAUGUACUCGCAUUUCUGAAUCUAUUGACAAAAAAACGUGGCACGUUUUUUUUUUGGCAAGAGGAAGCAGUCCCUUUUUAGGAAUAUGUUUUUUACGUAUAUGUGAGGCAUGAUGAAAAAGUGGCAGUAGGAUUACAGUGGCAGUAGGAUUACAGUGGUUAUACGGAUAUUAAGAUCAGUUGUACAAAAGCUGGAUAGCGCUAUCCGCCAGAUAUAGUGAUUUUUUUCAAGCUUUCUAGAAUUGUCUUUGAUUGGUAUGGUAUAUAAUAGGAUGGUUUCGAGUGCAAUUGGGAUAAAACAUGCACGAGUGAGUUUUUCAAAGAGCAUCAAAAUUGCAAUUUAAAGUCUUUGAAAACUCACGAGUGUAUGUUUUUUCCAAAUUCCACGAGAAACCGUAAUAUUACUUAUUAAUAAUAUACUUGAAAAAAAUAUGCAUCUCCAUGCGUGGGUCACAUGCGAAACAGAUCAUUUUAAUAUAAACAAUUUUAUUAGAAAAUUUUGUCACUCGUAAUGUUUGGGUUUUUUGUAUUAUUUUCACUUUUUGCACUGUAUUUCAUUUUUUGCACUUUCAAGCAUUUUUGCGUCGGUUGAAAAAAGUCACUAUCUGGUGGAUCAUAGCACUAUCCAUCCUUCGUAUAACCCCGUCCCCUGCUGCUCACAAAAGGACACCCACAACCCUGUCACAAACGGAGAUUGGAUAUGUCUCUUUCAACACAUUUAAAACACCAGUAUCUUGGUCGUCAAUAUUGCGCUAGAAUUCAAAUGUGACAUGCUGCUGUUCUAGUUAUUCAUAACUUGAUGAAACAUCGAUAGUUUUAAACCUCCAUUCCGAAUAUAAGCCCUGGGCUUAUAUUUGUUCGUAGACAUUUUUUGAUGGACUUAUACAUUGGGGAGGGGGGGGGGGGCUUAUAUACGAGGGGCUUAUAUACGGACGACAUUUGGUGUUAGUAAUAAUAUUUAAUGUACCUGACUGUAAACUAUACCGUAAACGAAAAGAAAUAUAAAUUUAAAAUACUAUACAUACCACAUAAUAAAACAAGUUGGUUUACAUAUUAAUGCUGUAAAGUAAUUAUCGUCACUCGCCUGAGCUGUUGAUAUCCCUGUCGCUACGUUAAUAAAUCCGUCCAAUGAUAAGCCCAUGUGCGUAUACACAGAGAGGUUUAUAUUCGUUGGGGGGGGAGAGGCUUAUAUUCGGAAUGGCCUGAGCAUUUGUGAAUAUGGUGCAUGGGCUUAUACACAGAGAGGUUUAUAUUCGUUGGGGGGGGGGGGGCUUAUAUUCGGAAUGGCCCAGCAUUUGUGAAUAUGUGCAUGGGCUUAUAUACACAGAGAGGUUUAUAUUCGUGGGGAGGGGCUUAUAUUCGGAAUGGCCUGAGCAUUUGUGAAUAUGGUGCAUGGGCUUAUACACUGAGAAAUAUAAUGAGAAUUUCGCCGUUUCGAGCGAAGGCCCUUCGUCUGGAGUUACUUUUCUAGUAUAACUCCAGGCGAAAGGCUAGACGCUCGAAACGUCGAAAUAAUAUAUUUUUCUCCUAAUAUAUUUUUCAGGUAGUUGCAUCCCUAUCAACGAAAGUUUGUUUAUAUUAUUGGCACUACCUACACUGACACAGACAGUUCAGGAUUAUACACUGAGGGCCUUAUAUUCGGUGGGCUUAUACUGGAUUACAGGGUGGGCUUUUAAACCGCACCCUGUGAUCCUGUAUAUUUCCAUUAAAUCUUCCUUUGGCAUUUAAUUGUAUUUAUUUUCUGUGCAGGUACAUUCACAAGUUAUUUGACCGUAGUGUGGACUUCGCGAAGUUUAACAAGGAUACUUCACUAUAUAUGUUGGCUCGUGCGUGGAUGAAAAACAAACCUCAUGAAGCAGAAAAAGAUUCUGCACCUGAAAGUCCAAGUAUAUCAGUAAGUUACGGCAAGAAUAUUUCUAUAGUUAUUCGCCGAAGUGGAAAUAUCCUUGCACUAUUCACCGACACCGAGGUGAAUAAUUGUUUUACUGUAGCAUAUACUAUAGCAAAACGAAAAUGACCAUAACAAAACAAAAAUGACCAAAAAACAACAAAAAUAUUUUAAAAACAAUUUAUAUUACGGCUCCCGUAAAGGCCAUAAUAGUUGUAUACAAAACAGCAUUUACAACCUUUUAUACUUGCUUUAUUCAUUAAAAAUAAUUUUAAAGAAUACCUCUACAGUAUAUACACACUGUUUAAAAAAACUUUGUGGCUUUCUUUGUGCUUGACGGAACGGCAGCUGUGUUUUGUAGAAAAAUUUGCUCGUCUGUAACUGGAGUGAAACGGGAAGCCAUUUUGUUUUUGUCCGGAGGUGAAUAGUAUGAGGAUAUCUGGAGCUCAGCAACCAAUCAAAUUGCGCAAAAGGCAGUAUCCAUGCACCUCUCGAGUAUAUGCUAACACUGCACACCGUAUUUGUUUUCUGCAGGAACCUGGACAAAAAUCAGAUGUUUUGCACAGGUAUCAUACCCUACCGUAUUUUUUUUAUGAUACGUGUGACACUGUGACUUUACAUUAUAGUUCUUCAUUUUGUUAACUCCGUAUAUUACGUUUGCAGUCUACCGCCUCCAGUUGGUGAGAACUUGUCAUGUUCUAGAAUACCUGAUCCUGUUCGCCAAACUCGAGUUGAAGAAUGGGAUGCAGAUGACGUAAGUAUGGCGUAAAGAUAAUCACUUUUCUUGUGACGCCUUCCAGUCGUUUACAAGCAUGGUUAUUACACUGACCUGAAAGGUCAAGUGUCUUAAAUCCCUAAAAUAUCUGUUUUUUCCUGUUUUUUUCGUCGUCGAGAAAUCGAGUUUGCGUUAGCGCAUCGCAGGCUCAGUUUCCAGUGUUGCAGUCGUUCCAGUUUACUAUACAGAUCAGUUUUCAAGAUGGCGGCCAUUCAAUUAUCUCAAUGAGUGACUAUUUCAGUCUCAAACAAGUUAUUCAUUUGUCAACGAAUUUUGGUGCGUUUUUAUGUGGAUUUUGGAUUUAUCCUACUCUGCACUUUCUUGGAAGUUGACUGGGUCUGGGGUUUUUUCGUGCAACGUCUCUGGAAAUGCAAUAUCUGGAUCGCUGAGUUUUUCGAAUUUAAUGAAUAAUGUAAACAAUGUUGUCUGCGUUAGCGUAUCGCACGCUCGGAGACCAUGUGCAUUUAUGGAUAACGUUUGUAUUUGUGAGUAACACUUGUGUUUCGUUGGACAUUACGAAAACAUCUCCUGAGGAUCACGCCACGCUUUUAGCCUUUCACCGUUUCUUUUGUAUUCUUGUCUAUUACACCAUAGCACGUAUGUCGUCAUUUUCAGGUCAGUGUGAACGCCUGAGCAGGCGUCUUGUUUAUUUUGAAUCGUCAAAUUGAAAUUGUUACAAAAAUUAUCAGCACGAUCUCUAUUAUACCCUAGGCCCAUUUGAGACGGCGUACUCUUCAUGUGCUGAACUUAAUUGUAUUAUGCAGUAUAGAUGCGACACUGGAGCGACACAAGAACGGCAGUGAUUCAAACGCAUUCGUUUGGCGCAUUCGCAAACGAAACCUAUAAAUAUAAUUCAAAACAAAUAUUAAAGUCUAUUUUUAAAUUACAAGAUGGCUAAUCCAAUGGAGCGGCGUAUGAAUCAAUUUCAAUGAUUUGGAUUCUUGCACUUCACUUGGAGGAAUUAAUAUUAGAAUGUUAGGGUUUGUAAUCCAAGUGAGAAUAUAUACAUUUUAAGACCUAACCAGGAACGACUGCGAAAAAUGCAGCACAAGGUCCUCUGGUAGGAAUUGAACCUACGGCCCUGCGAUUCCGGUGCAGCGCUCUAACCAACUGAGCUACAGAGGCUAGCUGUUAAGCUGUAACCGUAAGUUCAUGUAUAUAUAGGUAAUCGGUUGUGCGGCUGCACCGGAAUCGCAGGACCGUAGGUUCAAUUCCUACCAGAGGACCUUGUGCUGCAUUUUUCGCAGUCGUUCCUGGUUCGGUCUUAAAAUGUAUAUAUUCUCACUUGGAUUACAAACCCUAACAUUCUAAUAUUAAUUCCACCAAGUGAAGUUCAAGAAUACAAAUCAUUGAAGUCCACCUUAUCACAACCCGCACACCCGAUUACCUAUAUAUACAUGAACUUACGGUUACAGCUUAACAGCUGGCCUCUGUAGCUCAGUUGGUUAGAGCGCUGCACCGGAAUCGCAGGGCCGUAGGUUCAAUUCCUACCAGAGGACCUUAUGCUGCAUUUUUCGCAGUCGUUCCUGGUUAGGUUUUAAAAUGUAUAUAUUCUCACUUGGAUUACAAACCCUAACAUUCGUAUGAAUCAAUGUCGUUCAAACUUCGCAUUAUGCGACAAGCUCUGCGUCGAACUUUUGUUGAUUCAUACGUCGCUCUUCUUCAUUGAUUAUUCUUAUUUGUAAGAUAUGGAAAUUGUUUGGUAUCUUUAGUCGACACCACACGCCAGGAAAAGAAUCGUAUUACUUAAAACCUUCUUGUAACUUGAAUUGUACUGUGUAAAUCAAGCACACAACCCACCCAUGACAACGUAGCCGAGGUGCAUGCUUGAUUUACACAGUACAACUGAAGUUGCAAACAGGUUGCAUGCGACAAGUCUAGGCAAAAAUUGCGUAUAGUGUAAAUCGUUUUUUUACAAAAAGUCUUACAAUCAUUCGCUGAUGGGCGAAUAUCUAAUUCUGCCUUGCGUAUUUUCGUUUUAUGUUAAGUUUUAACAGUCUACCGGGUGUCCCAAAAAAAAGUACUCCGGUUUGAUAUAUAAUAACUUCUAAACAAGUAAAGAUAUCAAACAGAAAUAACUUGCAUUAAAUAGAGGAAGGACUAACUUAGAUUUUGAUAUAUUACAGUUGUAUUUAACUUAAAAAUUCACGGAUAUAUUAAUGUUCAAAAUCGGGAGCAUAUUUUGGGAUGUGUCUAAAAUUAGCGAAAAUCGGAAUAUCAAAUAUUAACUUCAGCGUUUGUUUGCUUGAUGACAUAUCAGGCUAACUUGUAUUUCAGCGAAUUAUCGUUAGGGUUUGUAAGGGAUAUGGCGUAGAUUUAGACUUCUUACAUGUAAGCUAAGUCUUAGCUCAUUGUUUCCUGAAAUAUGAACGUAUGAAAUUAUGCAAGUAUAUUUAAUAGGUCUUUACAAACUUUACAAAUUUUAACAUGAAAGACCAUGCAAGGCAGGCGCUUAAAUUUUUUUUUGCUUAAAUUUCUUAGCCUAAUUUUUUUAUGUUUUUCAUGGGUUCAAAACAGAGUUGAUUAUUUCUCGGUUAGAGCGGGAUGAAUAUUAUUCUGCAAUGAAGGAAAUAAUAUUGCUUUUUGCAAAUACACAUCACAGUAUCAACGUUACUAUUUUGUUACGUUUUGUUCCAAAAAUGUUGGAUGUCUCCAGGGAGUUGCAUGCUUAAUUGUUAUGUCUUAUGGAGUUGUAUGGUUUGAUUGUGUUUCAUUCUCAGUUUAUUGUGAACUUAAAAAGAUUAAGAAAAGGCAAAUGAGUUUGAGUGUUCUUAACAAGAAUUCAGAACAUUGCAGAAGUUAGAAGAGCUUCACAAUUCCAUUGUGACAGCAUGCCCUAAUUCAGAACUACGAACGAUCCAUGACGAUCCUUCGCGAUGCAGUGGUCUCAUGAAAUAAGGAAACGUAUUCGUGCUAGGAACACACACAGAUUUCGGACGAAUAAAUAUUGCUUGUAUUAUACAGACUUUGUUUCAUAAUAAACAAUUUGUCAAGUGUCAUUUAUUUACUGGUAAUCAUACAUGUUUCAGUCGGGCAAAUCUUGAUUAAUAUUUGAUACGCCGUUUUUUGCAUAUUUCAGACACAUCCAGAAAUAUGGUCCCGAUUUUAAACAUUAAUAUCUCCGUGAAUUUUUAAGUGAAAUACAACUGUAAUAUAUCAAAAUCUAAGUUAGUCCUUCCUCUAUUUGAUGCAAGUUAUUUCUCUUUAAAAGGUUUACUUGUUUAGAAGUUAUUACGAAUCAAACCGGAGUACUUUUUUUUGGGACACCCGGUACUUAACAUCAAAAGGGAUUUAAUCAACUGUGAUCCCCUCUUUCAAUCAAUUGGUAUGUAACUAUUACAUACAGAAACUAUUUGUUUGACAUUUUCAUUCACACGAAGAUAUGAUUUUUUAUUCAGAUUCAUCAAACUGAUGGUCCUGGAGCAUCAGAUCUUCUUAGUCAACAUAUGACAAGAUGGAAAGAGGUUCGCCGAAGGUAAUGUAUACUCGGUGAACAUGUAUUGGUUGAUGAAAUGGUUGCUUGGAAUGGUGGUUUGCCAUGCAUACGUUGUUUGGUUGGUUGGUUGGUAGAGGUGCUACAUUGUACAGUACAUUGUUUGACAAAGCAGUUGGUACCCUAGCUGGUGCACAAUACUAUCUCUACUAGAAAAUACAUGCAUGCAGCAACAUAGAGAUUAUAAAUAACACUAGAGGAGGCAUUGUAAUCUUAAUUCAGUAAAAAAAAGGGAACGCGACUAUUGGGGGGCAAAUUCAAGUCCCGGAUGUGUAUUCGUGUUCCCAUUGGUGACGAGUUUCAAAUCAGCCAAUGAGAGCACGAUUUUAUAUCCGGGACUUGAAUUUGCCCCCCAUUAGCUGCGUUCCCAAUUUUUAAACUCGAUGCCUCCUCUAGUGUUAUUUAUAAUCUCUAUGUGCAGCAACCCCUCGCCUUUCUUAACAGAUGAAGUAUAAAAUCUCCACAUAAAGUAUUAAGACCAUUAUAAACAAACAUAAAAACACAACUGAUGCGCUAGGUUUAUAAUGAACGAUAACAUUCACUGCAAUUUCAUGCAUACCAGCUUGCAUUAAAGUGAAUUAUCGAGUUAAGAACGGAUAACACAAAGCAAGUACGCCGGGCAUGGAAUUUUACUACUGAAAUGUUUACACUUACCCAAACCCGCACAACGUUUAAAUUAUCAAAGACAUCAACAUCAAAACAUCAAAACAAUUAUUAUACAAACUUUGUUUCACGGUUGAACAGCCACUAAUUCAUGAAACUGCGGCUUAUUUCCAGUUAAAAUCAGGAAAAAAAACCUUGUUGUACUUUUGUAAACUUUUUAACGAAAUUUAAAACAAAAAAUUGCUGUAAAACAGCAAAAUACGUUCAAAAUACGUCCUUUCAAAAUGAAAAACAAUUACUUAGACAGAGCUUGUACUCGCGCAUGCGCAUAACGUCGAAAACCGUCCAUGACAUAAACAAAAUGGAGGACAACUUUGCACUCCGCUAUGUUUUCACGUACGUGGGUAUAAUUAGCCGUGCGGAAUUGGUACCCUCGCACGGCGCUUCGCGCCGCCGGCUCGGGGACGAAUAACUUUCAACAUUCUUGCACCAGGUUCAGCUAUGCCAUCGUUGAGUGCAGUGGCGAGGCUAGCCAUGACAACUGGUCAUGCUAUGCUAUUAACCUGCAUCUAAAUAAGUUAAAGACAAUUUUUAAAGGUUUGAAUAAUGCAAAUCAUUGGUCGAGUGUAACAUCCCCAAUACAAAUUUUCUAAUUCUGUUAAAUGUUAUUUUUCUCCAGGUGGAAAGAUGCAUCACAUAAUAAUCAACGACGUUACAUGUCAAGCAUUCAAAUAAUUAGAAAACUUUUUAACCAACAACUCUGAAGGAGUAGCGUCUUGGUGAUGUAUAACGCUUGUUUUAUUGUUAUUACACCUGAGUGUAUAGCAAGUUACAUUGAUGUUGUACCCGCCUAGGGAAACAUUUCUCAAAAUGGCAUUGUUAUAUAUAAAAAGCUCGCACACUUAUCCGGCCAAAUGUAGGCCACAACGGAGACUUGUAGCUAUGUGCGAUACUAAUUGUGUGACAAUAGAUAUAACGGUAUUGAUAGAUGUUGGACGGGGCUGAAUGGACGCUUCCCGAAUUUGCUGACUGGCAAUAAAACUACUUUAUUAUUGUUACGAUACCGGUUCACAAUCAGUGAUUCUCAGUACAGUUCCAUUUCAAGCUAUCGUUUCGUGCGCACUCGAUUAAUUUCGGGAAGUGUCUAUAUUUACACGAUUUUGCCUUACGUGUGAACGUAGUUUGUUCCUGUAGUUGUUGUCCCAUUGAGUGAAUAAAAAAUUGAUAGUGACGUAAGUCAGUCACGUCAGUGAUGCGACAUAUACUUCACCACCAUUAUACUCUGCUUCGAUAAUCCGAUUGUUUGAUAAUCCGAUGAUGAAAACACAGGCUUUUACAUGUAAUAUAUUAAAUAAAGUGGCUGAGUGUUUUUGUUCAACAAUUUAUAUUUUAUUGAUUAAAACAACGAAAAAGUUUGUAAAAAUUCUCGAGGAAAUGUUUGUUGAAAAGAAAAAAAAUUUACCGUGCUCAAUCCAUUGACAAGGGUCCUGAAGGGGUAAAUGGGAACUGGGAGUCUGGGACUUGCGUAUUUUUGGAUUUGGGUUACUGGACUGGGAAUGAAAGACACAAGAAUGGGAAUGGAAAACCCAACCCAUCAUGAAAUACGUUAGUAUGCAUCAAUUAGGCAUGCAUACAAGACUGUGUUUAAAGUGCCUAUGACACGAAAUUUGACCCCAAAGGUUUAUGGUUGCAUUGUAAAGAUCACUUAAAAUGACUUAAUAAUUUCUUUUAUAGAAUUUUGGUAACUUGCUCCCUUUUCAAGAUAUUCAGGUGUGACAUCACAUCACAUAAUGAGUUUUCAGAAAAGUAUAGUUUUCUU
Paramuricea clavata is the source of this 16922-nucleotide messenger RNA. NCBI's taxonomy places the organism in Eukaryota, Metazoa, Cnidaria, Anthozoa, Malacalcyonacea, Plexauridae. The record is from the annotation of a GenBank genome assembly.